This is a messenger RNA of Drosophila sechellia, 987 nucleotides long. RefSeq names its product Tetraspanin 47F (gene Tsp47F). Gene Ontology annotation, cellular component: plasma membrane. NCBI's taxonomy places the organism in Eukaryota, Metazoa, Arthropoda, Insecta, Diptera, Drosophilidae. The transcript is spliced from 3 exons. Bases 122 to 841 code for a protein of 239 amino acids. The record is from RefSeq and is a predicted model, not a curated record.
UCCGGUCAGUUCGCGGUUAAACUCCAGUGCGGUCAGUCGAAUCGGGCCAUCGCUCGGGAUCCCCAAGUCAUAUAUAUUUGAAUUGAUCUAAAGUUGAAAUAACUUUAAUUAGAAUCUCAAAAUGCGUUCUUGCGGUCCGAGUUUAAUUAAAUAUGUCUUAUUCGCCUUUAAUGUGCUGUUUGCGAUCUCCGGCCUGGGAAUUCUUAUAGCUGGUGCCGUUGUCCUGGCCGAUGUGAAUGAAUUCAAUCACUUUGUCGAGGGUCGAGUCCUUGCGCCGCCGAUUGUCCUCAUAGUCACCGGCCUGAUCAUAUUCCUGAUAGCUUCGCUGGGCUGUUUCGGAGCGAUCAAGGAGUCACCAACGCUUCUAAUUACGUUCGCUGUCCUUCUGGCCGUCAUCUUUAUUGUGGAGCUGGCCGUCGGUAUUGCGGCCAGCGUUUUCAAGAAGGAUCUGGAGGGAAUGGUGAAGAACUCGCUGCAGGAGUCCAUCAAGCGAUCGAACAGCGAAGACACCAUGGCCUGGGACAACAUCCAGCAGAAGCUGAUGUGCUGCGGAGUCGACUCUCCGGCGGACUGGAGGACACUCAGUGCGAACAAAACGCUGCCGGGCAGCUGUUGUCAGCCGCAGUUCAUCGACACGACCGUGGGUCACUGCCUGGACUCACCGGCUCUCGGCAAGGAUAAGUACUUCCAGGACGGCUGUGUUGGCAAGCUAAAGGAUCGGAUCGAGAAGAACGCCAUCAUCCUGAUCGGUGUGGGCAUCGGCAUUGCUUUUAUCCAGAUUUUGGGCAUCGUUCUGGCCUGCUUUCUGGCCAACUCCAUUCGACAGGAGAGGGCCAAGUAAUACCCAUCGAAGCAACUACACCGAGUGUAUCCCUAAAUAUAAUUGAUAGCUGUCUAAUUUUAUAUAGUUGAAAUUCUUUCACCGUUGAAUUCUGCUCAUUUUACAUUACCCUUAUCCAUUAAACUUACCCUCAAAAUCGAAGGAUA